Molecule: messenger RNA, 4008 nt
Organism: Guyanagaster necrorhizus
Lineage: Eukaryota; Fungi; Basidiomycota; Agaricomycetes; Agaricales; Physalacriaceae
Exons: 15
Coding region: 1-4008 (1335 amino acids)
Molecular function (GO): ATP binding
Source: RefSeq, a predicted model, not a curated record
AUGCCUCGCAUUGUACAGAAAUCUCGUGCUCUAUUUCCUGCCAUUUUUGCCUCAUAUCCUGACCUGUUCAAUGAGGAAGCAUGGCAGCAGCAAUUUGGAUUCCCCGGGUUUGACGCAGAUCACAUCUCGAAUGUAAAAAAUGAAGAGCUCCCUGCAGUCCGUGAGUUUCUGAAGCAUGUCGGAAAUCUCCCCUUGGACAAGGCUAUAACUUGCAUCAAUACGAAGGGUGCCGAUGCGUUUCUCCAAGGCCAUACCACAUACCACCACUGGUGGUCGAAAUCGCACAUGGUGUCAAAGCUCAUAAUCAUGCACAACCAUGCUAUUCUCCAUGCUGGUAUCAACAUCAAGGCAAUGUAUUGGGUAGCUGCAAAGAAAGGGAAUGCAAAAUUCAUCAUGCUUAUGAUGUUUGGAUCAAAGGAGGCAGAGAUUGCAGAAAGCAUGUUUGGCAGAGCAUUUGAGGAUAAUGAGUCGGGUUGUAUGCGAGAGGAGUUCCAGCAACUCAUCCACUCAUUGAUAUUGGACUACAUUGAACGUCAGCGCAAGAAUCACUGCCAGGCAGAAACAUGCAGACUUGAGGCGAAGGGGGAACUCGAUGCCAUGUGGAAAUUGUUUGAAUCUGGCAAUGGCCAAAUCCACCUGAAAGAUGCAAAGAAGAUCUCAAACACUCUUGAGAAAUAUGAGAAGUACAUUGGUUGGGAGGCAACGGAGCAGGAUAAGGCUGCAUUGGCAGAAUAUGAGCAGAGGAAGGGCAAGUUUGAACAGGUGCUUUCGAAGGCAGAAGCUCAGGAGGAGGAGUUGAAGAAAAACAAAAAGAGUUCACAGUACAUCCUUGGACGUAUGAUGAAUCGAAGAAUCGCUGUUAUGGCCACUGAAGAGGAAAUAGCAGUGCUCCAUGAGGACCUUGCUUCUCGGCUCGAGAGCAUUGAAAGCACACGCAAUAGGGAGGAGGCUGAACAACAUGACAUCGACAUCAAUCCGGGCCUUCCUUCACACCCUGGUCUUAUUGGGUGGGAGAAAUGGAAGGAAUGUGGGGACCUGGGGGUAGAGUCUUGGUCAAAAACUACUGAUAAGGUGCUUGCUGAAAUGCUUCGAUGGGACAAUGGCUGUCCCGAUGAAUUUAACCCAUUCAUUAACACUUCCCUCACCGAUUACUGGGAAAACCCUGACUAUGCUGCCAAGAUUCCUCCUGGUGGUGAUGAAGACAAUGAGGUGAUGAACAUCAUGUGGCAUCAAAUUGUUGGUAUAACAGCAAUGGUGAACAUGCUAUGGACGACAAAAUUGGAUGAUGAUGGUGUCCCAGGAAUCCUCCUUGCUGAUGAGGUGGGUCUGGGCAAGACUGCCCAAAUGAUGGGAUUGCUGGCAUUUAUAAUAUCAUGCUAUCGGGCACAGAAGCUCAGCAAGGAACUGCCCCCAGUGCUCGGUGAGUACGGCCCAACACAAUUGCCAUAUUUCUGUGGUCAUAAACAGAUUCCUGAUGUGCCACAUCUCAUUUUGGUCCCUGGGACCAUUAUAGAGCAGAUCGUGGGUGAGUUGAAACGGUGGUUCCAUCCUCAUGUCAUCGACAUUUUUGUAAUGCCGACGAUGGAGCAGAGAUGGGACGAGUUCAACAAGGCCAUUGAUUCAUCGAAGCAGGACAAAUGCAACAUUGUGAUCGUUGCAAGCCAUAGUAGUGUCAGUCAGUUAGCACAUCGCAAUUUGUGGAUCACAAAGUCUAAGACUGAAUUGGUGUCUUCUCUGCAUCCUGCUAAGACAAAUUCAUUGGAUUAUGAGCCAAUAUGGUCAAGGAGUUUCUGCAGUGUCAUCGUCGACGAAGCACACAACUUCCGGACACCAAAUGCUGCCUACCAUGCAACUCCGCUGUACCAGUCACCUUGUGACCUAAGCAACCUCGCAAGACUUAUUUGUUUGAAGGCAUUCAUAGGUAAGGCAGCUGAAUCACUCGAGAAGGAGAAAGUCAGAGAGCUGUCAAAGAUGUGGAGGGAUGUCACCAAGGGCAACAAUGGCAAUGACGAUGCUCUCGCCAUGUUCAACACGAAUGCCUUGAAGGGUGUUGAUGGUAGAAAUCCAUACAAAGGGGUGUACGAUGCUAACAAUGACUGGAUCAUUGACAUUCAGGCUCGCUAUGAAGGAUGUAUCAUUCGAUGGGCAGUAACAUCAAUCAAGUACACUGACCCCCCAGCUGACAAGCCUAUCAUGCUCUUGAAUGAACUCCCACCAUACGAAAAGAUUGAAGUGAUGGUAAGCAUGGCAGAUGCUGAGAAAUGGGAGAUGGACAACCAGAUGUCGAAGUGGAGCAGUGAUUCAAAGGCACAUGGAGCUGUUGAUGUCAUGGAUGCUGGGGUAUUUUUGCUCAAUUACCAGCUUGCCAUAGCAUAUCCACAAUCUCAACGUGAUCCUGACUAUCUGUCGAAAUCUGGCAAGAAAAAGUUUCCACCAUUCAAAAGUCUUGAAGAGUGGGAAAAGUAUCCAGGAGCAAAGCUUGAGGUGACAUUGAGAUUGUGCAAGCACUAUUUGUCUGAUGACAAUGCAUCUCCACCAUAUAUCAAAGACGGUCACCUCAUUUUCCCUGAUCCUCCUGCAAUGGCAACCGGCAAUAAGAAGAAGAGGACUCAGCAGAUAAAGAUCCUUAUCUUUCAUGAGUUCCCUAUGAUGGAUGAACUCAUCAUGUCGGCCUUCAUUAUGAAUGGCAUUAAAAUCUUGUCACUGAAUGGCUCCAUGAGGCUCAUGGCAUGUCAACAGGUGGUUGAGAAAUUCCUUCAUCCCGAUUCAGAUGUUCGUGUGCUUCUCCUCAGCCAGAUAGGUAGCUCUGGGCUUAACCUGAUGAGAGCUUCUGUCAUCAUCCUCUUCGAUAUUGGUUGGACUGCCAUUCAAGAAGAACAGAUGAUUGGUCGUGCCCAUCAUCAUGGGCAAAAGGAAACCAUUUACGUCUUUCGCCUUAUUGCGACAGACACUAUUGACGUCUUGAUGGCUCAACACUCUGGUUCAAAAGCCCAGCAGCUUCAGCAUUUCUUCAAGAAGCCUGAUUUUAAUGCAUUCUGGCUGCUGUACAAUUGUGAUGUACCAGCAGAUGCUCCUGCUGCAGCUGAUGGAGAAAGCGAUAACGACGAUGAUCAGAGCACCCAGGAAAGUGCCGUUGAACAGCCUCCUGCAAAAAAAUGCAAGACAAAUAGCAAGAAAACGGCGAAAACAAAGGAAGUAGAUGUCAUCAAUGAAUCCCACCAUCAUCGUAAAGUGCCAAAGAAGGUGCCAGAGGAUGGAAACAGGGAGGGAGCUCCUGCCACCAAGGUACAGAUGAUGAUGCAGAGAGGAUCUGUAGAUGAGGCUGGACCAUCGAAGGCUGGACCAUUGAAUACCCAGUCAAAGCCCAAGCCCAAGCCCAAGCCCAAGCCUAUCACAAAGCCAGCACUGAGCGCACCACAGAAUCCCAUCAAGGAGGGUAAUGCACAACCUGCUCAAUGUGAAUCUCAGCCCUCGGCCCCCUCCGCUCCAUCAUCCCCUCUUCCUCAUCCUGUCAUCCCUUCCUCCACCCCUGUAGUUAUACCACCACCAGAGCAUGGAAUGACUGCCAUCACUGCCCCCUCCAGCAAUAUUAUCUCGACACCAGAUGCUAAUGAACUAAUUAGCAAUGAUGAGAUAGAAAGCUAUGGGGGCACUGCUAGUGGUGGUGCUUCACAACCUCUCGAUGAUCUUCUUGACUUCGAUGACCUAACUCCUCUGUCUUCCAAUGCCCCCUCAUCUCCAUCAACACCAACCCCAUUGCCUGGCAGGAAGAAGUCCAUUUCAACUGCACCAACAGGGAUCGGGACAUACAAGCAGAAGCAGGAGGAGCAGAAGAAGCAGGAGCAGAAGAAGAAGAAGAGGAUGAGUACAAUGAUGAGGAUCAACAUCGUGAUGUAUCCUGGACACCUCCUUCUGCUAGUGCCAUUAGACACUGGAUAUCUCGUCAAAGCAGGUGCCCUGAGUCCACCCAUAUUCACAAUCAUCGUCGACGACAUCAUCGACAUCUAG